GUUGCUGCAAGCUGGAGACACUCCAUCUGACAGAAGUACACACAUACAGACACACACACACACACACACACCGGAGACACGGCGGGUCUCAGAACCCCUCUACACGGGCUCUGCCCAUGCCACUAACACCACCUGCGGAGCCUGAUCUGGAACCAAAAAUGAACUGGGCGUCUUUUUAUGCCGUGAUCAGCGGCGUGAACCGGCAUUCCACCGGCAUUGGGCGGAUUUGGCUGUCUGUCCUCUUCAUUUUCCGGAUCCUGGUUCUGGUGGUGGCGGCGGAGAGCGUGUGGGGCGAUGAGAAAGCCCACUUCAUCUGCAACACCCAGCAGCCCGGUUGCAACAGCGUCUGUUACGACCAUUUCUUCCCCAUCUCUCACAUCCGACUGUGGGCGCUGCAGCUCAUCAUGGUCUCUACCCCGGCCCUGCUGGUCGCCAUGCACAUUGCACACCGCCGGCAUAUCGACAAAAAAUUGUAUCGCCAAGCUGGUCGCACCAGUCCGAAAGACUUAGAGCAGAUAAAAAACCAAAAGAUGAAGAUUACUGGCGCACUUUGGUGGACGUACAUGAUUAGCCUGCUGUUCCGUGUGUUAUUCGAAUCCGCCUUUAUGUAUCUGUUCUACAUGAUUUACCCAGGAUACAAAAUGUUUCGGCUGGUAAAGUGUGACUCGUACCCGUGUCCAAACAUAGUCGACUGCUUUGUGUCCCGACCGACAGAGAAAACAGUGUUCACUAUCUUCAUGCUGGCGGUGUCCGGCGUAUGCAUCCUGCUCAACAUCGCAGAAAUCGUCUUUCUUGUCGCGAGAGCAACUAGUCGCCAUCUCAAUAACUCCAAGGAUUCCCCAGUAGGAGCCUGGAUCUCCCAGAAACUGUGCUCCUUUUAGAAGCGCUGGUCAUCUCACUCUCUGAAAGCUAAAUAUUUCACUCAAACACCUAAUGUUCAAGAGGGCUAAUGCCAUUUUAAAAUUUUAUUUGAUAACUUAAAAUGUGUACUCCACAUUUAUUGAAAUAAAUUCACACUGCUGUAUGUAAUGUUCUACUCAUAUUGUCUCUAAAAAUAGGCUACUACAACAGUAAAAUAAAAUUGUAAUAUUUGUGGUAGAAUCUUUGUUUGAUAAAUAUCUGUUUGAUGACAAAGAUUAGAUUUAACGCAUUUUGUUUGGCAAAUGUCAAGAAAAAGUAGUUUGCAAGAAAGACGUUCCAACUGUUCCAAUUUAUUCAUCAGCUGUAGGCUACUUCAUUAUCUUGUAGCCUAGCUCGGCAAACUGGGUUCCAAAAGUCAUAAUUAUUUCAGUUUAUUUAAAUGAUAUACUGUUUACUAACAUAACAUAAACAUUAACAUAAACUUAACUGAAAAUGCUAAAACACUAAAAAAAAUAAAGAUGUACA
This is a messenger RNA of Puntigrus tetrazona (Sumatra barb), 1386 nucleotides long. It is a transcript of the gene gjb1a, whose product is annotated as gap junction protein beta 1a. The record is from RefSeq and is a predicted model, not a curated record. Lineage: Eukaryota; Metazoa; Chordata; Actinopteri; Cypriniformes; Cyprinidae. The transcript has 2 exons. Gene Ontology annotation, cellular component: connexin complex. Gene Ontology annotation, biological process: cell communication. The coding region runs from base 117 to 881 and encodes 254 amino acids.